Molecule: messenger RNA, 1716 nt
Organism: Lachancea sp. 'fantastica'
Lineage: Eukaryota; Fungi; Ascomycota; Saccharomycetes; Saccharomycetales; Saccharomycetaceae
Source: the annotation of a GenBank genome assembly
AUGGACAUCUUUCAGGUUUUAACCAGAGGUGCUAGCGUGAAGAAAAAUGGACGUUCUGGCGGUCCCGCAGACUUCAGUAAGGCCCCAGUAGAUCAGAAUCGGGUGGCACAGGCCGGAAGCACGAAAAAACCAGACUCGGAACGUCAACUGACGAAAGAACUGGAUUUUUUCCGCAACAAGAGAAUCGUGCACAAGGUUGAAGCCGAUGGCGAGCGGGAAACGAAUAGUGAGGGUCCAGUGAUACGGGGGGAGGUAUCGGAUGUACAGCCCGGCUUUGAGACGGGUUCUGUCAAGAUAUCCAAUGCACAGGAGGCUGCCGAGCUCAGAAAAACGUACAUGGGCAAGGUCUCUGGUGAAGACGUACCGCUGCCGAUUGGCUCAUUUGAAGACUUGGUAACACGCUUCAAGUUUGACAAGCGCCUGAUAGCGAACCUUUUGGAGGCUCAUUUUACAGAACCCACUCCCAUCCAGUGUGAAGGUAUACCAAUAGCAUUAGACGGAAGAGACAUCUUGGCUUGCGCCCCAACGGGGUCUGGUAAGACCUUGUCAUUUGUUCUGCCGCUGCUGCAACAAGUGAUUGCGUCUCGCAAGACAGAGGGCCUCAAGGGCUUGAUCAUCUCGCCAACAAAAGAGCUGGCAAACCAGAUUUUCUUGGAAUGCACGAAGCUCAGUAACAAGAUUUUCUUGGACAAGAAAAGGCCACUUUCGGUUGCCUUGCUCAGCAAAUCCCUCAGUGCCAAACUGAAAAACAAAAUAGUGAGCGACAAAAAGUACGACAUCAUAAUAUCCACCCCACUACGUCUGAUAGACGUUGUCAAGCAAGAAGCACUGGACCUUUCUUCUGUUAAGCACAUCAUCUUUGAUGAAGCGGACAAACUUUUCGAUCAGACAUUCGUGGAACAAGCCGAUAGCAUUUUAGCAUCCUGUCGCGAUCCGCAGCUUCGGAAAAGUAUGGUUUCUGCCACGAUGCCUUCUGGUCUGGAACAAAUCGCCCACAGUAUUAUGCUGGAUCCUGUGAGAAUCAUAAUUGGCCAUAAGGAGGCAGCCAACUCGAACAUCGAGCAAAAGCUGGUAUUUUGUGGAAACGAAGAGGGUAAACUGGUCGCAAUAAGACAAAUGAUUCAAGAAGGAGGGUUCAAGCCUCCGGUUAUAAUCUUUUUAGAGUCUAUCACCAGAGCCAAGGCGCUAUUCCACGAACUGCUAUACGAUAAUCUCAACGUUGAUGUCAUCCACGCCGAAAGAACGCAAAUUCAAAGAGACAAGAUCAUCAACAGAUUCAGGACCGGUGAGAUAUGGUGCCUAAUUUGUACCGAUGUGUUGGCCAGAGGUGUGGAUUUCAAAGGUGUCAACUUGGUUAUUAAUUAUGAUGUUCCCAGAACGGCCCAAGCCUACGUGCAUCGAAUUGGUAGAACGGGUAGAAAUGGACGCGACGGUACAGCAGUCACUUUCUACACCAAGCAAGACAACUUGGCGGUGAAACCUAUCAUCAACGUUAUGAAGCAAAGCGGACUUGAAGUUGCAGAAUGGAUGGACAAGUUCUCCAAGAUGACAAAAAAAGAGAAGGAAGCAUUGAAGAAGGGCAAGUCCUCUGUUGAUAGACAGCAAAUCAGCACAGUACCCAAAUUGAUGAAACAAAAGCGGCGUCAGCGCGAGGAGAUGGUCGAAGCGUCGAAAAGACGUAAGGCAUCGGAAGUUCAAGGUGAAAACCACCUCUGA